Electrophorus electricus (electric eel) is the source of this 2405-nucleotide messenger RNA. The record is from RefSeq and is a predicted model, not a curated record. NCBI's taxonomy places the organism in Eukaryota, Metazoa, Chordata, Actinopteri, Gymnotiformes, Gymnotidae.
CUUCCCAUCAUGCAACUGGAAAAUGUGUUAUAGGUUUACAGGAGACACCUGACGGAAAGAGGAUGGCUCGUAGAGGCCGUAUGUUCAAUACCGAGGAUUCAUAUAUGCCUUCUAUCUCUCUGUCUCCUGUUCGGUCCCGCAGAUUUUCAAGAAAUAGGCCCUGACAGUCAGACAAACAAACGUUUAGUUAUGGAACGUGUACCCUUACGUCUUGCAAAAGCCUUUUAGUUUGUUGGAGAUUUAUCCUUGGAGAACUAACGCAACUCCUUGUUUUGCUGUCUGACUGUAUGGCCAUGACAACAGCAUCGGCAACAACACCGCAGCAAAUGAGAGACCGAUUGCUCCAAGCUAUUGAUUGUCAAAGUAAUCAGAUCCAUAAUAUGGUAGUUGUUUUGGAUGUAAUAUCCAGCUUGGAGAAAUACCCUAUCACCAAGGAGGCACUUGAGGAAACCCGGCUUGGAAAGUUGAUAAAUGACUUGAGGAAGAGGACCAGGAAUGAGGAUCUUGCUAAGCGUGCAAAGAAGCUUCUGCGUAACUGGCAGAAGCUGAUAGAGCCACAACAAAAUGAAAUAUCGCCAAAAGUACUUUCUACCACUGCAAGCUCCACUGUCAAAUGCAGCCAGAGUCUGUCACUGCCCAUUUCAAGAGCUGUUCAAGCUGUGACAGAUGUUGACAAGAAGUCCGCCUUACCCAACAGUUGCUCCCAAGCAGAAAAGUUGCGUCCUGUCAAUCAUUCAAGUGGGCAGAAACCAGAUGAGAACCUAUCAACACUGAAGGUCUCAAAAACAUCAGUCUGUGGACAGAUAUCAGCAGUGUCCUCAACCAGUGAACAUGGGGGUACAGAAGCUUUUUCUGGUGGAGCUGUUCCAACAAGUCCUACUUCGAUCAAGCCUCAUUUCAGUUCUUCUGAGCUCAACAAACAACCCAGUACUUCCACGGUCCUCAGGACCUCAGUAUUGCAACAAUAUGGACGAAGGGACAGAGCUGCUUCUGAGAGAGGACAGCACAAAUGCCAGAGCCACUACACACCUUCUACUCUUAGAACAGUCAAGCAAUUAGUAGCGACUAAGUGGCCAACGUCUCUUGCUGUCUCAGACUCUGAAAACUUUUCUGCAUUGCUACUAAACUCUUCCAUCCAGACUCACACUGAGAGUCUACAACCAAUGGAGUCCUUGCCACAGUGGGAAAAUGAUCCCCACCAAAAUGGUGAAAAGACACUCGAGCAAACAAAUAACUUGCAAAAUAAAUCAAAAUGUUUAGUAAGGCUCCAGUCAGGCUUGCUCAGUGAGGUUACGAAUGUGGAAACUGAAAAAGAUGCCAUUCCUUCUGAGGGAAGGAGGAGGAAGCUUCAGUUGAGAGACUACUCGACCAGUCUGGAUGGACGUUCCACAGAGGACACUUGUAAAGGUGCUCGAGUGAAAAAUCGUAAAUUAACCUUUGAUCCCUUCACACAACAAAUCAGAUCUUCAGUGGUGAGUCAGAGUGAGGAGCAGCACAGUUCAGUGGUUGAUGUUAAUGAGUCAGACAGCUUUAAGCAGAGCCCUUCUACUUCUUCACUGAGUUCUUUGCACAAGACAAGCUGGAAAGAGUUGUCUCAAAAUGAAAUUGUCAAAUAUUAUUUAAACCUUCAGAAUAAUUUGUUAAAAACCUCUGGAAGUCAAUCCCCAGGUUCAAAUUUUUUUAUGACCGAAAAACAUGAGGAAGAUCAUGUGAGAGACUCCAGCAAAACCUGUGUACUCGUGCCAAGCAUCACUGAGACAGACUUGCCAGGGAUAUGCCGGGACAUUACAAUAGAAGACCUCAAUAGAAUACACAACAAGCACUGGCCAGGCGUUAAUGGCUGUUAUGACAGCAAAGGCAAUUGGUAUGGCUGGACUCAGUGCAUAUCUUUAGAUCCAUAUGUGGAUGGAAGUAAAUUAAAUAUUUUACCAUAUGUUUGCAUAGACUAAACACUUCUCAGCAUCAAACAUGUUUGGCCAUAUUUAUGUUUAUAUAUGAAUUGUUUUCUAAUGUUUUGUAGCUAUUCAUUUUAACUUUAACUGGAGGGUGGGAAUUUUAUACACGCAACUUACCCAUUGCAUGUGAGCAUUGUUCAUUUUCAUGCUUCAAAUAUUGCUGCCUUAAGCAGUGAGUGGCCAAACAGUGAAGCCAAUUUCAGUUGGUCUACGUUUCCUAACUCAAACCAUUUCAGAUAAUACAUUUCUUCUGUUAUGUACAUUUUACAGACCUUUUUUUUUGUGAUGCGUAAUGGGUUGUAUUACCAAUGUGAUUUCUCUUGUGCAUAUUUGUCCUGCGGCGAAAGUCUUUUCAAGUACCUAAUUUUAUUCCUGUUGAUCUUAUCGGGAUAUUUUUGUAGUAUUAUAAGAUGCGUUACCCCAAUAAAUGGCCCAGCCAUUACCCAACAU